AUGGUUUUUGUUCCAUCAGCGAAUUCUUCUUCGCAACAAACUUCAACAACAGCAAAUACUAACACAACGGCAAAUAAUGCAAACAAUAAUCAGCCAACAAAGGCUUCUGGUACGUUAUCGUCAUCACAGAGGAGUAAGACGGCAUCAGAGUCAAUGUUUAGAAUGUAUUCCGAUGUGUUUUACACGAUAAAACAAAGUGGAUUGGAUGAAAAUAUGGAAGUUUUGCACCAUUUGAUGGAAUUUAGAAAGGAACAUUCGGAUAAUUUACUAUCUGGUAUUUCCUUAAAGUGGUUGGAUAAAUAUUUUGCAAAUAUUGCUGCAGUGCAAUCUAAUUUGAAUGAUAUUGACAUUCCUAAGGGAAAAACAAUUACAUCUUACCUGACUGAAAGUAAUGAUUGCAUUUCGUUCUAUUUAACUGGAAAUAAUUGUUUGUUAAUGUUCGAAUAUUCGAGUGAUAGUACACCAAAGUAUAUUGCGUCAGCAUUUACUUGUCAUCCAAAGAAUGCAAAUAUUUAUAAAUGUGACAUUUGUUGCAUGACUUAUCCCGAGUUAUCAGUUUCAGUACUGGAUGAUAAUAUUCCAGUAUUAGAAAGUCAAUCAUUUUUAAAUCAAUUAACUUAUUUGACUGAAAGUCAGGAAAUGAGUUCAGCAAAAACAAAGAGGAAAGGAACAGUUGUUUCGGAAGAUAGAGAAGUUUCUUCUCCAAUUUUAAUAACAGAAUGGAUGCUUUCACUACUCUCUGGUGGUCCUACUAAUAUUGUAGCUAAUAAUAUUAAAAAGAAAGUGAGAAGUUUUGUGAGGCCUAAACAGGAUGGCACAAGAAGAUCUCCUUUCUGGAUUUCCCUGAAAGCAUCACUGCAUUACAAAUUCAACAAAAUAUAUGGACCUAUUCAGGGGAAGUUUCUUUACAAACUUUUCAUGCUGGAUUUUAUGAGCUAUUUAUGCAAAAAAGCGAGAACGUAUAUUAAUAUGAGUAAUGAUUAUCUAAUGCAAAUGAUAAUCAAAAUUUCAUUGAGAGCGACCAAGUUAGAAAACCUUAAAAGUACCUUAAGCAAAGAGGUGAAUAAUCAAAAGUUAAAGGAUAUGCUUCACGUAUCCAAGUCAUCAGCAUUAUUUACAACUAGAGACACAAAGGAAUUCAUCCAAAAAAGAAUGGAUGUAACAAUUCAGGAAAUCAAAAAGAAUGAUACAUUUAACACUAAUUUUCCAAAGAAUACCGAUUCUUGCUCUCAAAAUUUAAGUAACUCUCUGCAAAAGAUUAAGGACAACAAAACCCUUUUUGAACAAAGGGAAAUCAGUCUUUUGAAUUCAUCACUUCCUAAGGAAGAACAUGAUAACAUUUACACAACAAGACAAUUAAUGGAGUAUGAAUCAUGGGUUAGAGACGAGCUAUUCACAAUCAUUGAUGAAAGUAAGAAGGGAAAAUCAUUCUCUGAUACAGUAUAUAAGAAAAUGGAUGCCUAUUACAAUUUAGGUUCGAAAUUCUAUGAAAACGAUCCAAUAGGAAAGAGCAGAUUCAUACUGACAUUAUUUGGCUUCUUGAAAGCUAUGCACAUUAUAGCCAUUUCAUGCUCCAAACUGUUAGAAGAAUAUUCAACAGGAGUGGAUGUAUCUACAUUUAAAUAUUUAUUACUCGAUUCUCCGAGUGAUAUGAAAUUUGCUCUCGAAUUGGAACAAUAUUUCACACGUUUCGAUAAGACAACCAAACGCCCAUGUGAUUUUUUGACAAACAAACUCAGUGCUAACUCCUAUUGUGUCCUUUUUGUGAGACACGACAAGACAAUGAGACAAACAUUGGAUCAAAUUCUAAAAGAGAAUGAAGAAAGAAAAAAACAAAAGCUUGAAGAAGUAAGGAGAGGAAAGAAUGAUUAUCAAAGAAACUAUAACAGAUACAAUAAUAUGGAAUGUGAAUAUUUCAUUAAUGUUCAUGGCUAUACAAGGCAUUCCAAAUAUUGCUCCAAAUGCUCAUUGAAAAGAAGUUUGGACAAUACUUAUGUUUCAAUUUUUGAAGAUUUUUUACCUUCAGGAUAUGUGGAACAAUAUGCAAUUGUUUUUGAAUUAUUAAUUCCGAAUUAUUAUAUGAAUUAUAGAGAUGCAUUCUUCUGUAUGGCUCAGCUUCAAUGCCGAGUUCAGAAAACAGAUAAAAUUCCAAGCACUUGGAGAGAACAAGGCUACCUUGAGAAUUUCACAUCUGGACGUCCACCUUGCUCAACUAUUGGUAGUACUGUGAAAGGAUUUUCUGACACUCACUACUCACGGCAGCAUGUACAGAGUUCAGAGGAUAGCUUUUUAAAACCAAAUGGAUGUGACCUAGUGGCAACAGUUGGUAACGACCACACAUACACAAUGACUCAUUCAUCAAUGAAGGAAAGUAAUUUUACCUUUAAAAUUGAAUCACCUGAAUAUGCCAAUCUGGAAUGGGCUAUUAGUGGUUUCGAUCACUCUCAAAAUCAAGUAAUAGCCAACCAAGCACUCUGUCAUCCAAAUCUAAGUUUGGCCGAGUUUGUAGAAUAUGGUUCACUACGGGCAGGAUUUAGACUACAGUGGCACAAUAUAGUGAGAUGUUUGGCCAAUGAAAAACUUUCCAUUCAGAGGCCAGAUGUUACUGUUCUACUGCUUCAAUCCAUGCUUCAAAAUUGCCCAAACGAUUCUGAUGUGUGGUACAGAGAAGUUAAUGAGCCAUUACAAAAUUCAAUGUUUUGCUCAAAACUUUUGGAAUUGCUCGAAUCUAUAUUGGAAAAGUAUAAGGAAAACUGGAAAUCAUACCAAGUUGUACUAGUUUUAAUAGUUGCUGCUCUGAGGGUUAUCAAUAUUCAUAUUACUCAAUCAAUUAUUGACAAGUACAUUGAAUUUUUGACCAAAAUCAGAAACUUGAUAUUGAAGUGGUCCAAAGACAUUGAAACGCUUAUUGUUACAAUGACUGAUUCUCCACCUCUAGAAAUAGCCAAAAUUAGACAAAAUCUGAUUGACAUUAAUUGUUGUGCAGUUCUUACAUUCAAUUUGGAACCUUCAGUACUAAAACCUCAAUUAGCUAUUCACACAAACGUAGAAAUUUGGUGUAAAUGUGUUUCUAGAAUUCAUGACAACACUGUGUUGAGCAAACAAUUCACAUUUCCUAAAAACACUCUCAAAGUUUUCCUAUUGAGACGCUAUUACCAAACUGCUUGUUUAAUUGAAAAAUAUAUUGGAUUACCAUCUAUUGCACUGAAUAUAUUUGCUGAGUUCUAUUGGUCUGGAUACACUGAUCCAUAUGCAAAAUGGGAAAAGGUAGCCAAUGGAUGGGUUAAGGCAGCACUUCUUACCGAUUCGGGAUUUACAGCAAUUGCCUUCAAUAUUGUUAGAGGAACAUUCCUUGUCAAUGGAAAUCCAAUUGGAAGACUUCCUGAUCCUAUCACAGCAGAUGCAAAGUAUAAGAGAGUGUUUGGUAAUUUUGUGUUUGAUGUGCAACAAGCCACACGUCCAGAUGCUUUUGUGACAUCGUACGAUAUUGACGGCUGUCAACUGGAGUUUAGAAAAAGUAUGCAAUUCAUUCUGAAGCAUGGCUCUGAAACAUCUAUUUUAUUGUCUCACAAAAUUUUUGAAUAUGAUCUUCCAGCUCAAUUUGUGGAAAACUACAGUCAUUGGUAUGAUGUUACAACUAAUUGUGUGCUUUUCAGACCUAUUUCUUUCUUUUCUCCAAAAUUUAAAAGUAGCAUUGCUUACAAACUCGAUGUCACAGAAAAGAAAUUGAAAGAAGUUGGUACUGAAAGAGUACUCAUGAAUUAUUUUGGAGAAACGUAUACAGAAGUAUUGAAAUCAAUUUCAAGAAUUGAACUCAAACAUAAUAUUCAUAUAUUUGCAAAUAAUGAUGAAGUGUUAGUGGAACUUCCACGUUUGGGACUUCACUUUGAAUUGGUGAACAACAGCUAUUUACGAUCAAAGGAGUUUUCAAUGAUAGUUUGCGAUUCAUUUUAUUGUGGUACAUUAAUUGGACUUUCUAAUGCCAUAAUGCUGAAGGACGAAAAUCCAAACUCUUCUAAAAAGAUUGUGCUUGUACCAAAUGGUGAAAUUUCAACAGAAAAAUUCAAACAUCACCAUUUAACACGUAUCGAUAUGACUAAAUCAAUAGAUACUCCUUAUUUCACCUAUUCUGUUAAUGAGUACAUGUGGCAAUUAGAAGCUAAUGAUAGCUUAUCGUCCUGGCUUUUUUUGGCACUUCUUCAUGGUAUCACCAGCUCUGUAAUAGUCGAUCCAUUCACAAAAUUAACAGGUUAUGAAUCAGCUCUCAAAAUUUUGAAAUCUGCAAGAUGUUGGCCAAUGAGACCUCUCUCAAAAUUGGAAACCUCUCUACUAGAGGCCAUUUCAUCUAUUUCUCCUGACAGAAGCUUCCAUCCACCAAAAAUGAAAGUCAAUGAGAAGAUAACAUGGCCUAAAACAAAUUUAUCAAGUUUAUGUCUUUUGGAUGCUUACAAACUAAUUGUGGACUCUAUUGUUAAAAAGUCAGAGGAGACAAUUUUCCUAGACGGGGAAAGUGGCAGUAGUGUUAAAAAGAGUGACGAGGAAGAUCCUCUCUUCUUGGCAAGAAGGUAUUACAAAGCCUACCUUAAUUAUUACAAUCCUAUUGUACGUUUAAGAAUUAGUUCUCAAAAAGAUGUCAAUUAUGUUGAAACAAUCAAGAUCUCUUCAAUGACAUCCUAUGUUGCUUGCAAGUACUUGGCAUCUAUUUCAAAAAAUAAUUUUCAGAAAAUUUCAGCAGUUGAACUUAUCAAUUCAGUGUCCUCGUUCAAUCCAGAAAAAAAAGUGGAGAACUUCCUGUAUGAUUGGAAAAAUAUUGACCUCGAAGAUGAUUUCCUCACACUCUAUGAAGCAGCCAAAACUCAAACACCUGCCGAUUUCAAAGUUUUCAUAUCUUAUCUCGGUUAUGUAUUCCCAGAAAAAAAGAAAAUGUUGGCUUGUUUCAUGAUUAUUAAUUUAUUUGCCAAUUCUUUUAGAAAUCAACAUUCACCUUUAAUUUUUUCAAGUGUUGAUGAUUUGGAAUGUACUGAUUUUGAUGAAGAUGACGUUAUAAAUUUAUUGAAAGCGGCAAAUAGUAGACUAACAUUUGAUGAUGAGGAUGACCAUGAAACGUUUAAUAAUGAUAUUAGAACAUGCCUAAGGUUUGCUGAAAUAGCAUUCAAUAAGGAGCAAUUAAUGGAGAAAAACAAAUUUGGAAGAUUAAAUUUUAUUGAUAAGAGUGAAGCUGUCGAUCAUAUCAAUAACUAUUUAUCUACACUUUACAAUAGAGAACGAGUUCAAAAAUUUUUACAAGGUAUUAAAUCAGUUCUCCAAAAUAUGAUGAAUAAUGCUAAAGGUGACAUAACAAUAGUCAACAUUACAAUGGAGAAUUUACAGCCAAACGAAACAAAUCAAACAUUUGAUAUUCAGAAUUUUACCAAGGUACAAGAAGAUGGAAAUAAGCUUGUUUUUGGAUUAGCUGAUGUUCCAGAAAUGGCUAAAUACAUUUUUGAAAAAGGUGACAUAUCACCAUAUUGUGAGAAGGAUGUAAUCAAAACCUUGGAGCAUGAUGUUCAAUUAUUUUCACAUGACUCUCAUGACCCUCUUUACAACGAGUACAUUCUAGACCUGGAGGGCAGUUAUUUGACAGCCAAUAACCCAAACCAAGUAACCUCAGCACAACUGCCUAAUAUUUCUGUCAUAUUGGAAUUGAAAGAAAAAAUUUGGAAAGCUCUGGAAUGUAAACUUUCUAAUUUUUCCGAUACUGCAAAAUCAGCAAUAGCAGAAUGUGGAAUUUCAAAUCGUUUAUGCCCAUAUCUGUUAUUCCAGGAUUUGAUAUCAGAUACUGAACAGUAUUGUGGUUGUAAAGACUUGAUUGGAGCUCUUGCUGUAUUAACAACUUUGGAACAACGAUACAACAGAUUGAAACUUAUGAACAAUGAUCCAAAUAAGAAGGUACAAUUUGAUAGAGAACUUGAAAAUAGUGGACAUGUUAAUUGGAGCCCUAAAAAGUUCCCCCAAUGGUUAUUAUUGGAAAUUGAACUCGAUUUGAUGAUUAGACCAAGACAAUAUGAAGUUGCAAAUCACAUGCUUUCCUCAAGUACAAACAUGGUUCUCCAAUUCAAUAUGGGAGAAGGCAAAACAUCGGUAAUUAUUCCAAUGUUAGUCCUUGCAUUUAACGAAGCACAAAUUCCUCGAUUGACUGUACUAAAACAAUUACUCCAGACCAAUUAUACAUAUCUUUCAUUUAAACUUGGUGGAAUUCUUAAUAGAAAGGUAAUCUAUCUACCAUUUAGCAGAGAUUUGAAAAUUACUGCAACAGAUUUAAAGACUAUUAGAAGUGUAUUGGAAGUAAUGGAAAAGGAAAGGAGCAUUCUUAUCACUGUUCCAGAAUAUAGAUUGUCAUUUGAAUUGAAAGGAAUUGAAAAAGCAAUUGCUAAGGAAUCAAUUGCUCACGAUUAUUUGAGAUUACAAGACUAUUUCGAAAAACACUGCAGAGAUAUUCUCGAUGAAAGUGAUGAAAUUCUUCAUGUUAGAUAUCAAUUAAUUUAUACUGUGGGAGAACAAAAAGAUUUGGAUAUGGGAAAUCUGAGAUGGAUAUUACCUCAAAAAAUUAUGAGAAUUGUUAGAAAGCAUGCUGAAAGUUUAUUCAACAAACUUGGCGCUUCACAUGUUGAAUUCUUUACUAGAGGAGAUUCUCAUACUUUCCCUUAUUUUAGAGUUUUAGAUAAGACAUCUUACAAUCAAUUAGUUGAUUUAAUUGUAGAUGAUAUUUUAGAAGGAAGGGCAAGUGAAAUUUUCAUUCCUUACAAAUUGAACGACCGAGAAAAUAUUAAGAAGAUAUUAACAGCAGAAACCAUUUCACAAACUGAGUUGGAUAUUCUUUCUACCAUGUCAAAUGAUAUUUUAAAAUCGGAAAUUUUAUUAAUGAGAGGUAUAUUUGCUUUUGGAUUAUUGUAUCACUCGCUCAAUAAGAGAUGGAGAGUUAAUUAUGGAGUCAAUCCUAAUAUCAAGAGAUUGGUGGCUGUUCCUUACAGAGCUAAGGAUUGCCCUUCUGAUAGAGCCGAGUUUGGGCAUCCAGAUAUUGCAAUUCUUUUAACAUUAUUGAGUUAUUAUUAUUCUGGAUUGACUAAUGAACAAUUAGAUGUGGUUUUCCAAUUCCUUCAAAGAAUAGAAUCUCCCGAUGUGGAAUAUGAGAAAUGGGUCUAUGAAAUGAAAAAUAUUCCCGAAUCAAUCAAACAUUACAAGAGCAUUAACUUGGAAGACUUUAUUCAAAAGACACAAGUUUUAUACCCAGCUUUAAGAAAUAACAUGGCAGUGAUUGACUUUUUCCUCAAUCGAGCUGUAUUCUCAAGAGAAUGUAAACAGUUUGAUAGAAAGAUUUCAGCAUCAGCUUGGAAUCUUUGUAAGGAAAGUAAAUUCCCUACUUGUGGAUUCUCUGGAACGAAGGCAUUCCUUUUGCCAAUCACCAUUAAGGAAAAUGAGCUUCCUUCCCUUAGGGGAACUACUGGAGAAUUAUUGAAAAUUCUCCUCUCUAAAGAGAAUGAAGAAUAUCAUGUUGUCAAACAAGCAGAGAUUACUAACUUUAUAUCUGAAUUGAAUGCUAAUAACCAACGAGUAUUAAUUGAUGUGGGAGCGCUCAUGCUUGAAAUGAGUAAUAUGAAUCUUUGCAAAUACUGGUUAAACUCUGUGACUGAACAAGUUGCAGAUGCAGCUGUAUUUUUCAACACCCAAGAUCAAUUGGUUGUUUUGGAUAGAAAUGGUUUGAUAAUUCCAUUCGAAAUAUCUCCCUAUAAGAACAAAUUGGAAAGAUGUUUGAUUUAUCUUGAUGAUAUUCACACAAGAGGUACAGAUCUCAAAUUCCCUACUGGAAUGAAAGCAGCCGUAACACUGGGUAAUGGUCUUACAUUUGAGAGACUAUGCCAAGCCUGUAUGAGAAUGAGAUUAUUAGGAAAAGGACACUCUGUUGCCUUCUGGGCAAGUCAAGAAGUUGAUCGUUUUAUUAAUGACAAUUUUUCACAACAGCUUACAAUCCAAGAAAGAAUAUUGAAAUGGUCCAUUCACAAUAGAGUACAAAUGGAAAAUGAUCACUAUCUACAAUGGUCAACUAGUGGAUUGCUCUUCUACUCUAAAAAAAUUGCCAAAACCGAAUAUGAUGCCAAGCUUAAAAUGGAUGAAUAUGCAGAGCAGUGCACUGAAAAUGAAUUAUUCAAAAUUAGUGAUUUUUAUGGACAGGAAAGAUAUGAACAAUACCUUCUCAGUAUCUUUGAAAAGAGAGCCCUUCACAUUUCAAAACUCUUUUCCAUAGAUAUUUCUCCUUCUUUGGAAUUAAUUAGAGCAAAUAUUAAUAAGAGAGCUCACUCUAAAACUAUCUUUUCACAAAUACUCAACGAGGAACAGGAAAGAGAAUUGGAAAAUGAAUUGGAAGAGCAAAGAAUUGUAGAGAGACCUCAAAAAUGUGAUCCUGCAGCUACUGUAAUUGACGAUACCUUGGAGUUAUUCAUGAAGAAGGGCAUUCUCCAAGAGGAAUAUGAUGUCUCCAUUCAACCACUUAAAGCCCGUCCAUUAUCUGAAUCUUUGGAAGAAACUCUAUUGGCCUCUCCAAUCAAUUGGAAUCACAACAUUUAUGCCACUGACAAUUACCUCAAAACUGUUUCGAAUGCUUCCAAGAAUAGUCCAUUCUUCAAACCCGUCACUUGGCUGGCCUACAGUGAAUACUCACAAACAAUUAUCAUUUUGAGUCCAGAAGAGGCUAAUCAUUAUAUUCAAAAGUUGGACAAAUUUUCACCAACUCGUAUACUCAUGUUCUGCUCACGAACAAGUCCUACCUCUCGUAUCAUGAUUGAUGAACCAGCAUGGAGUGUACCAAAUAAUAACUUUGAAAUUGCUGACAAGGUAUUACUGAACUUGUUGACUGACAUUCACAUAUUUGCUGGAUCUCUCUAUUUUGCCAAUCAAUUAGAACAAGAUGAGUUCUGUAAAUUCUUGGGAAUAGCUCCAAAACCCUAUGCACCAAACUCUAAGGAAGAGGAAUUAUUCCAACAAUCAAUUAUUGAUGAAUUUGGACUUAUUUCAAGAGAAUCUCUUGAAGGACUUCCACUCUUGUACAAGUGUAGAAUAUUUAAUAGGGAUGCAGUGAAAUAUUUGAGGACAAUUAUUAACAUUCGUGACAAGUCGUGUCUCUUUGAACUUUCUCAUCUUUACAAUGUUUUAAUUAACAAUCAGAAAAUUGUUUUUAAAUAAAAGUCCAUUAGCC
Naegleria gruberi is the source of this 9229-nucleotide messenger RNA. RefSeq lists its product as uncharacterized. The coding region runs from base 1 to 9216 and encodes 3071 amino acids. The record is from RefSeq and is a predicted model, not a curated record. The transcript has a single exon. Lineage: Eukaryota; Heterolobosea; Eutetramitea; Acrasida; Naegleriidae.